This is a messenger RNA of Haplochromis burtoni (Burton's mouthbrooder), 2773 nucleotides long. RefSeq names its product BRMS1 like transcriptional repressor a (gene brms1la). Gene Ontology annotation, cellular component: Sin3-type complex. The record is from RefSeq and is a predicted model, not a curated record. The transcript has 10 exons. Gene Ontology annotation, molecular function: histone deacetylase binding. Gene Ontology annotation, biological process: negative regulation of transcription by RNA polymerase II. Bases 173 to 1054 code for a protein of 293 amino acids. Lineage: Eukaryota; Metazoa; Chordata; Actinopteri; Cichliformes; Cichlidae.
CAAAUAAAGGCGUCCUGCAGAGAUUUGUUUUUAGCUUAGCUGGAGCACACGAGUGUAAUCGUAACUGAGGUAUAACGACAAGUUUUUAUUUUUUUUCCCCUCCGAAAACAUUUUUCCCCAACACAUCCUGCAAAGUACCACCUAUCUUGUAAGAUUAACCUGACGCAGAGUCAUGCCAUUGCACCGUGACCGGGAGAAAAAGGAGAGUACAGCUGAGGAGAUGGAGGCGGAGGAACAUGAGCAGGAGGCAUCAAGCUCAGAGGAGGAGGACUCUGACACUUCCUCUGUCUCUGAGGAUGGAGACAGCUCAGAAAUGGAUGAGGAGGACUGUGAGCGGAGAAGAAUGGAGUGUCUGGAUGAAAUGUGCAACUUGGAGAAGCAAUUCACUGAUCUCAAAGACCAGUUGUAUCGUGAGCGUCUCAGUCAGGUUAACAGCAAGCUGGCAGAGGUGGAGGCUGGCCGGGCGGCAGAAUAUCUGGAGCCUCUGGCAGUACUGCUGGAGAACAUGCAGGUCCGCACCAAGGUGGCAGGUAUCUACAGAGAGUUGUGUUUGGAGUCUGUGAAGAACAAGUACGACUGUGAGAUCCAGGCAGCAUGUCAACACUGGGAGAGUGAGAAGCUGCUGCUGUUUGAUACAGUGCAGAAUGAGCUGGAGGAGAAAAUCCGAAGACUAGAGGAGGACAGGCACAGCAUUGAUAUUACAUCAGAGCUGUGGAAUGAUGAGCUGUCAGGAAGGAAGAAGAGGCGAGAUGCUUUAAGUCCAGAUAAGAAGAGGAGACGCCCGUCGGUGGUGUCUGGUCCAUAUAUUGUCUACAUGCUACCAGAUCUGGACAUCCUAGAGGACUGGACCGCGAUCAGGAAGGCUCUUGCUUGUGAGCCAUCUUUUCAUAAUGUGACAUGUGGCACAUCUGGAAUCCUCAUCAGUUUUCACCUUGAGAAAUUGAAGCAACAACUGUCUACAAAGCCGUGGCUACGCUCGGGCCUCACAGAGGGAGAUCUGACUCUGAGAGCUCUGCGUUCCCAUUCAGACCUGACAGAAGCAGGCCCAUUCUAAACUGCUGAGACACCCACACAAGCAGCCGCAUAGGAAAAAACACCUCAAGGACCUCCAACACGGAAACCUCUACAUGACACAUGGUGGCAUUCAGGUCUGCAGUCAUAAAAACGCACACAGCAGGACAUUUCUCAGUCUUCACAGAAUCCUCUGCACUUCUCAGCUGACAGUGAUUCCACCUGUCUGUGAGAUGAUUGGUCAAGCUGCCUCUCCUGCCAACCAUCAAGACUUUAAUAGAUAAACAGGAACGGAAGCAUUAUUGAUCACCGCUCGUAUGUUUGGGUAUUGCUGCUUUAUUUCACACUCAGGCUCUGUAGACGGUUUCAGCCGACACAGAUUUUUGUAGUUUAAGAAAACCACAACAAUUAAAACAAACAUCUCAUGUUAAAUGUUAUGAAAACGGCUCAGCGCGUAAAAGCCAUUGAUGCUACAGCUUAAGCAUCACUGAACCUGUUCCUUCAAAAUGCUUUUCAGUCAGUGUUUAGAUUUUGAAUACAUCCAUUCACUUUCGGAUGCACAGAUGGCCUUCAUUAAAAAUUUAAAUGCUUCUCAAAGGUCGUAUUCGGUGAGGUUGGUGUCCUCGCUCCACAUUGUGGUUGCCUUGAGUGAGUUAAUUGGUGAGCUUAUGCUGGUAAAAUGGGCGGGAGUAUGAAAAUGAGUCAUUUGUUUAAGCAAACAUUUCAGCCGAGCAUCAAAUUCACAUUAAGUCUGACUUUUUACAGCUUGCAAACUCUGUGUCGAUUAUUGGUUGGUAAAGAAAUCAAUCGUUCUGUGCUCAACAAGGUCAAGGACUUGGUUUGACUUCAGAUUCACCAUGUGUUUUGCUGUAGGUUUUCAAAUUUCAGGCUUCCAGUGACUAAGUGGGGGGAGAAUACAAGUUCAUCAAUGAUGCCAUAAAAUAUAUGGGUUUUUUUGUUUGUCUGUUUUUUGGCCUUUAAUACAGCUGACUUACAAAGACUUUUUGUCAUUAGUGUAAGAGUAAAAACAAGCAUUUUUCUUUUCAGUCUGCCUUGUUCAUACAGUACAGUGUUUAUGGACAGUCAAGGCACAUUCCUCUGGCUUGUAGUGAUGGAAUGCUAAAACAGCGGUCUCUGUAAUGUGCUGAAAGAAUUAUCCACCAAUACCAGAUCUUACUUUGAAGGAAGUGAGCCAGAUCUGUGCUGAGACUGACCAGAAAGUUUCAUUAAAUUCUGUUUGGUUAUUUUAGCAUAAUCCAGUGGAUAUAAAGAACAGAAGGUGGACUAUUUUAAGUGAGGGCUAAAUGUAAUGUAUAAACAGCACAUGAAAAGUUAAAGUGCUAAUGUUGUCAUUCUGCAGGUGUUGCAUCCUCUUCUCUCACAUCUACCUCUUUUCUCUCUCUCAUGCUCUUCAAAGUACAGUUCACAUUUUUCCUCAUGAACGUGUAAAUGCUGGCAUCUUUAUGAACACCAUUAGGUAACUUAGUGGUUGGCACGGUUGUUCAAAUUUGUUGGCAUUGUUUCGUUGUUAUAAAGCCUGCAGAAAUGUUAAUUGUACGUGGGGGGGAGUUAAACCACCAAAAUCCUUUAAUCAGUCAUCUCACGGUUGAUGAUGAAACAAAACUGCCAUUUGAUAGCAUCGUUUUUUAUGUUUAGGUUCUGGGGAUGUAAUAUUCAAAAGUUUGGACAAUAGGUUUUCACUUGCCCUUUUCUUGUUUAUCAUGUUGAUGAUUUUACAAUUAAAAGUUGUUUUAUAAACGUG